CCACACGGACUCUGGCGAGGGAACACGUGUGCAUGCAACAUGCACACAUUCUGGCUCCGCCUACGAGAACCGCCGGGUGGUACCUCCGCGUUCGACAGUCAGAGACCAUCUACCACCUACGGACAAUCACAACAUCCAUAGCCAAGAGAAAAAUUUCUCCUGGGACGGGACUCGAACCCGCAGAGCGCACGGCGACUGAUCAGGAGACCGAACAGUCUACUACUGCGGCCACCGCUGCUGCCCUGACACGGCUAGUCCUAACUUCUAGAACACCUUGUAUAGCGUGAGAAAUGAAUAGUUAUUAUGGCGACCCUCCUGGUUGUU
This is a messenger RNA of Acanthoscelides obtectus, 324 nucleotides long. The record is from the annotation of a GenBank genome assembly. Lineage: Eukaryota; Metazoa; Arthropoda; Insecta; Coleoptera; Chrysomelidae.